AUGGGACAAGCGUGCGGACACGCGCUCCUCUGCCGUAGCCAGCCGCCGUCCUCAGAGAUACGCGGUCAGCAAGUGUUUCUGCGUCCAGAGGAGAGUUCAGCUCCAGCCCUGACGACCAGACAGUCCAUCACGUUGUCCGAACAGCUCCAGGAUGCUUUGCUGCGGCUGGCGGCAGUUGUCGACGUGCGCUCACUGCGAGUUGCCCUUCGAGACAGCAUACAGGAGCUGCUACCCAGCACGGAGUGUGUAUGUGUCUACAUGCUGGAGGGAGACUCGAGGCUACUCUCCAACGACCUUCCACAUGAACUACCACAGGAGGGAAAGAUCAGGAAUGUCGUGGACCAGCUGAAGCGAUGUCAGUGUGCCGGCCUUCCUUCAUCCGAACUGCCAGAGAAAUACAGAAUUUGCCUUGCAGCACCGUUACCAGCGCACAAAAGAGCUGUUGUCAUUCCUCUCUUGAACCAGGAGCGGAGCAAGGCCAUCGCUGUUAUACUGGUGGGCUGUAAUCCUCUAUCUGAUCAAGAUGAACUGCAUCUUAAUAUGCUGGAAAAACAUGCCUCAGUGGCAUGUGUGCGCGUUCAGGUUGUUCAGACGUCCUACCAGAGGCCUCCCCUCAGCCCCUCACCCUUACAGACCCACAAUGCACUGCUGCACCUCAACGUUUCAGACCAGGACUACUGCGAGUUGGACCGCAACAUCUUACAACUCUGUGGUGAGCUCUAUGACCUUGAUGCAGCCUCUCUCCAGCUCAAAGUCAUCAAUUAUCUGCAGCAACAGACCCAGUCGCAGUGUUGUUGUCUGCUACUGGUGUCUGAGGACAACCACCAGCUUUUCUGCCAGGUAGUUGGAGACAAAGUCCUAGAGGAGGAGAUCAGCUUCCCGCUGAUGUUUGGACGUUUUGGUCAGGUUGUUGAGAAGAAGAAGUCAAUUACUCUUCAGGACAUCAGUGCGGAGGAGCGCAGACAGCUGUCCAGUAUGUUGGGCUGUGAGAUCUCGUCCAUGCUCUGUGUCCCAGUUGCAAGCAGAGCCACCAGUCAGGUGGUGGCGCUAGCGUGCGCCUUCAACAAGCAGGGUGGGCAGAGACACACAGAGGCAGAUGAGCACGCAAUUCAGCACUGUUUCUGCUACACUUCAACGGUCCUCACUUCAACUUUGGCUUUCCAGAAAGAACAGAAACUCAAAGUGGAGUGCCAGGCACUCUUACAAGUGGCCAAGAAUCUCUUCACACACUUGGAUGAUGUGUCAGUGCUGUUACAGGAAAUUAUAGUGGAGGCCAGGAACCUCAGCGGUGCUGAGAUCUGUUCAGUGUUCCUGCUGGAUCGCCUCAGCCAUGAGUUGGUGGCGAAGGUGUUUGACGGGGGCGUGGUCAGUGAUGAAGAGAACGAGUUCCGCAUCCCAGCAGAUCAGGGUAUUGCAGGUCAUGUGGCGACCACGGGUCAGAUCCUGAACAUUAAAGAUGCCUACUCCCAUCCUCUUUUCUACCGCGGUGUGGAUGACAGCACCGGCUUCAAGACUCGAAACAUCCUCUGCUUCCCAAUCAAAGAUGAGAACAACGAGGUGAUCGGGGUCGCUGAGUUGGUGAAUAAAAUGAAUGGGCCAUGGUUCAACCGCUUCGAUGAGGAUCUGGCCACAGCUUUCUCUAUCUACUGUGGUAUCAGCAUUGCCCAUUCUCUGCUCUACAAGAAAGUCCACGAGGCUCAGUUCAGAUCCCACUUGGCCAAUGAAAUGAUGAAGUACCACAUGAAGGUUUCAGAGGACGAGGUGUCUAAGAUGCUGGUGACAGGCAUCGAACCAGUGAAGGAGAUCCACCCCUGCUUCGCCGAGUUCACGUACACGCCGCGCUCACUGCCUGAUGACACCACGCCCAUGUGUGUCCUCAGCAUGUUUGAAGACAUGGGUUUCAUCAACACAUACAAGAUCGAUCGGCACACUCUCGCCAGAUUCGUCCUGAUGGUGAAGAGAGGCUACAGGGACCCUCCCUACCACAACUGGAUGCAUGCCUUCUCCGUCUCACACUUCUGCUACUUGCUCUACAAAAAUCUAGGGCUGUCCAACUACCUCGAGGACAUAGAGAUUUUAGCUCUCUUUGUCUCCUGUAUGUGCCAUGACCUGGACCACCGUGGCACCAACAACUCUUUCCAAGUGGCCUCGCAAUCUGUGCUGGCUGCUCUCUACAGCUCAGAGGGAUCUGUGAUGGAGAGACAUCACUUUGCCCAGGCCAUCGCCAUUCUGAACACUCAAGGCUGCAACAUAUUUGAGAAGUUCAACAGGAAGGAUUACCAGCGCAUGCUGGAUUUGAUGAGAGACAUCAUUCUGGCUACAGACCUGGCUCACCACCUCCGCAUUUUCAAGGACUUGCAGAAGAUGUCUGAUGAUGGAUACGAUCCAAAAAGCACAACCCACCGCUCCAUGCUGCUGUGCCUGUUGAUGACGUCAUGUGACCUGUCAGACCAAACUAAGGGCUGGAAGACCACACGCAAGAUAGCUGAGCUGAUUUAUAAAGAAUUCUUCUCUCAAGGAGAUCUGGAAAAAGCCAUGGGGAACAGGCCCAGUGAGAUGAUGGACAGAGAGAAAGCGUACAUCCCAGAGCUACAGAUUAGCUUCAUGGAACAUAUUGCCAUGCCCAUCUACAAGCUGCUAUCUGAACUGUUUCCCGAGGCCACUGAGCUGUACGAGAGAGUGGCGGCAAAUCGAGAGCAGUGGACCAAAGUGUCCCACAAGUUCACCAUCCGGGGGUUGCCUAGCAACAACAGCCUCGACUUCCUGGACCAGGAAUAUGAGCUACUGCAGUCCCAAGGCGCUUUCGGGAGUGACGACCACUGCCUCAAUGGUUGCCUCGACGAUGCAGAAGGAGGCAGGGGUCAGUGACAUCGGCAGCCUGACGACGGUUACUGAUGUUUUCUGUGGUCCAAUAAGAGGCUGAGGAUACCUUUUUAGCGACCUAAGAGAGAGGGGUCUCUCUCUGCUGUCAAUCACUUAGAUGCUUAGCAGCCAUGCAGAACGGACAGGACAAAGUUUCAAACUGAUUGAAUCCAACAAGCAAUUUGAAACGAGUGGAUCCAUCUGAGCCGGUUCAGUGAUUAGAUGCUACUUGUUGCUUGUGUCUCCAGUUCAGGAAAGCAGAAGGUGGUGACUUUUAUCUUUUUCAGCAGCUACACUGGAAAAAUAAGUUUUUACCACAAAUCACGAGUUCAUUCAUACAGUACUGAUCCUGAUUAAUGUUGUAAAAACACACACAAACACACACACUGACACACAUUAUGUACAUGCACAUUGUGUUUAGACACACGACAGAAAAAAAACUAUUCGUUCUUAUGGAAAAAGACUUCAACAUGUAACAGUGAGAUAAGUGCUAUACUUUGAGUAAAAUGUUUCAUAAUAGCUUAUAUUGAUUUAAAAUGGCUUAGCUUUGUUCACACACAAGCAGCUGCCAUAGUCCCUCACCUGAUGCUUAUGAAUGCAUGCUAUAUGGACACCUCAUGUAUUAUUCCUUUGAUCUGCGUCAGUGUUGAUUUCUCCACAGCUAACCAAUUCACGCAGUGCAUUUUUAUACCAUUGGAAAAAUACUUUUUUAUUCAGCUUA
Molecule: messenger RNA, 3583 nt
Organism: Scomber scombrus (Atlantic mackerel)
Lineage: Eukaryota; Metazoa; Chordata; Actinopteri; Scombriformes; Scombridae
Gene: pde2a
Product: cGMP-dependent 3',5'-cyclic phosphodiesterase
Exons: 31
Coding region: 1-2868 (955 amino acids)
Biological process (GO): positive regulation of gene expression; regulation of mitochondrion organization; negative regulation of receptor guanylyl cyclase signaling pathway
Cellular component (GO): mitochondrial inner membrane; perinuclear region of cytoplasm; cytosol
Molecular function (GO): protein homodimerization activity; 3',5'-cGMP-stimulated cyclic-nucleotide phosphodiesterase activity; 3',5'-cyclic-GMP phosphodiesterase activity
Source: RefSeq, a predicted model, not a curated record